ACCAAAAUAGAAAGUACUCUGUGGUGCGGACGGUAGCGGUGCGAUUCAGCGGUGUUUCGUAUUGUGCGUCCACGUGUUCUUUAUAAACAUUAACAUUUUUGACUAGAAAUACCUCAUUUCCGAAACCGAUAACAUGGGUAAAGUUAAAAAAGAACCUGUAGAACAAGAGGAAGUCGCAGGCGCAGGUGAUGUUUCAAUAAAAACCGAACCGCAGAGCUAUGAUGACAAAGUGGACCACUGUAGUGUGAUAGCGAAGCCAAUGGCACCAAAGAAACUUAGCAAAAAGAUCUAUAAACUUAUCAAGAAGUCAAGCAGUCAUAAAAACAUCAGAAAUGGACUGAAAAUUGUUCAAAAGCAGCUCCGACUUGGUGAAAAAGGCAUUGUAGUGUUUGCUGGAGACAUAUCUCCUAUAGAGAUCAUGUGCCACUUACCAGCAGUGUGUGAAGAAAAAGAUGUCCCAUACUGCUACACACCAAGCCGUAAAGACAUCGGGGCGGCUAUGGGCACCAUGAGGGGUUGUAUCAUGGUGCUUGUGAAAGAACAUGAUGACUAUAAAGACUUGUAUGAUGAGGUCAGAAGUGAGAUCAAAUUGUUGGGACACCCUCUUUAGUCUACUUUUAUGGUAAAAUUAUAUGUGAAAUAUUUUUUAUAAAAAAUAGAAAAGUAUACAGAACUCUGAAUACUUUUUUCUUUGUUAAUAGGACAUCAAAAAUGCUAAUGACUUAUUACUUAUAUAAAAAAACAGCCAUCAACUAUGUAGUACACCUAUUUUAAAAAGAGUUCUUAUAUUUUUUAUUAACAACACUCUGAAAACGCAGUUUUUUGGGCUCCUUGAUUUAUAAAUUUAUAUUUGCAUUUUGAAAUUUUAAUCAGGAUGCCUUUCUAAUUAUUUGUUUUAGCAUUUAUAAAGAUUUUUGAUUUACUGAAUAAUGUAGUACAUUAAAAUAUUUAAUAUUCCUCAAGAUAAUAAGCCGUAGUAUUCAACAAAAAUUCAAAUGCUGUGUUUUAAGAUUUAACUUCACUGGUGUAGGCUCACUUAGAAUAUGGCAUCUUAUUGAUAAGCAGAUAAACAAAAUUAUUAUCUUUAUGACGUCAGUGACAGUGUAAAGCUAGCCUUAACUUUAUUUCCUGUAUAACAUUCUGUUAUUUAAUAAAUAAGUUACUUAUAAGCUA
Molecule: messenger RNA, 1173 nt
Organism: Plodia interpunctella (Indianmeal moth)
Lineage: Eukaryota; Metazoa; Arthropoda; Insecta; Lepidoptera; Pyralidae
Gene: NHP2
Product: NHP2
Exons: 2
Coding region: 134-610 (158 amino acids)
Biological process (GO): snRNA pseudouridine synthesis; rRNA pseudouridine synthesis; maturation of LSU-rRNA
Cellular component (GO): nucleolus; box H/ACA snoRNP complex; cytosolic large ribosomal subunit
Molecular function (GO): box H/ACA snoRNA binding
Source: RefSeq, a predicted model, not a curated record